Prosopis cineraria is the source of this 1082-nucleotide messenger RNA. RefSeq names its product light-harvesting complex-like protein 3 isotype 1, chloroplastic. The transcript is spliced from 3 exons. The coding region runs from base 4 to 918 and encodes 304 amino acids. NCBI's taxonomy places the organism in Eukaryota, Viridiplantae, Streptophyta, Magnoliopsida, Fabales, Fabaceae. The record is from RefSeq and is a predicted model, not a curated record.
CCCAUGACUUUAGCGUGGUGCGUGCUUGUUGGUUUGUUGGCUUAUUCUAAGGCUGAGGAUAGCCCCAGAAUCCAAAACAGAAACCAUGUUCUGAUGACCAUACUUGUGCAAGCAAUGUUGAUUACUAUGGCAUCGUUUUCUCCUCCAACUCGUUUCUUAACCACUCCUUCAUCGCACAGUAAACCUCAUCUCAGCCCCAAACCCUUCAUCUCCCUCAGGCCCGACAACCGUUUCUUUCUUCUCUCUACCUCAAAGGCUUCUGCAUCCGAAAAUGGGAUCGGACCUUCAGGUUCAGCUGCAACUGCUGUGGAAUUGGAACCCCAAGUGGAACAGUCGGCCCCGGAGCCUUCCCCACCGCCGCCGGAGAAGCAUGAGAGCCUUGCCGGACAUAAUGGGUCUGCUGCUGCAGUGGCCGAGGAAGUGAAGGUUUUCAGUAAUUUUGAGGACCCAAGAUGGGUGGGAGGGACAUGGGACUUAAAGCAGUUUCAGAAAAAUGGCCAGACCGAUUGGGAUGCCAUUAUUGAUGCUGAGGCUAGGAGAAGAAAAUGGCUUGAGGAUAACCCAGAAUCAUCCAGUAAUGAAAGCCCUGUAGUUUUUGACACCUCCAUCAUACCUUGGUGGGCAUGGAUGAAAAGAUUCCAUCUUCCUGAAGCUGAACUGCUUAAUGGUCGUGCAGCAAUGAUAGGAUUCUUUAUGGCCUAUCUGGUGGAUAGCUUGACAGGAGUAGGUCUAGUUGACCAAAUGGGCAAUUUUUUCUGCAAAACUCUUCUAUUCAUAGCAGUGGCGGGAGUUCUUCUGAUCCGAAAGAAUGAGGACUUGGAUAAUCUCAAGAAGCUAUUGGAAGAGACAACAUUUUAUGACAAACAAUGGCAAGCAACCUGGCAGGAUGAUAACUCAAGCAGUUCCAAAAACGAAUAGUGGGAUUGCUGUUUUGUAGUUCCCCCCACCCCUUCUGUCUUUUAAAGUAGCAUUCUAUAUAUCUUGCUCUGCCUAAGCAAUGAGAAGAUUAUGAAUCAGACAUUGUAUCUCAAUUCUUUCUGUCAUACUAGUGCAGAUGAAUGAUCAAAUUCCUCAUUCAGAAA